Molecule: messenger RNA, 2668 nt
Organism: Alligator mississippiensis (American alligator)
Lineage: Eukaryota; Metazoa; Chordata; Crocodylia; Alligatoridae
Product: CMRF35-like molecule 7
Exons: 6
Coding region: 221-1066 (281 amino acids)
Cellular component (GO): plasma membrane
Molecular function (GO): transmembrane signaling receptor activity
Source: RefSeq, a predicted model, not a curated record
GACAGUCACUUCCCUUCCUGCCUUCCUUGAGGGAAGUGAGGCAGAUAAGACGCUACCAGAAGUCAAAUCCUGACCAUAAAGAAACCAGCUACAGAACCGCAGUUUCACUGCAAAGUCCUAGAAAAGACUCAGGUACCCGGCACCUCCGAAAAGCGUAAAAAAGGGACUUUUCCUGGCUAGAGGAUCAAGGAUUCAUCAGACGUUGCAGGUCGGCAGGACAAUGAGGAUCUUCCCCAUGUUUGGCUGGAUGCUCCUUCUAGGCUGCUGCGCAGGAAUAGACCUUCUGUCACUGACAGAUCCCGACGCAGUGACGGGCCCGGAGACAGUGACGGGACCUGAAGGACGUUCGGUGUCUGUGAUGUGCCACUAUAAGAAAGGCUAUGAAAAGUAUCCAAAAUUCUGGUGCAGAGACAACCUGCUAUCGUGCUUGGGCAGCCACAUCAUAGAUACCACAGGGUCGGAGGCUGAGGUGUGGCACGACCGAUUCUCCAUCCAGGACAACCACACCCAGCGCACCAUCACGGUGACCGUGGAGAACCUGGUCAUGGCGGACACCGGCACCUACCUGUGCGGGGUGGCAAGGGCACUGAGAGUUGAUCCCACACACCCUGUGUACCUGCUUGUGUCUCCAGCAGAAUGGACACAGAUGCCCCCAGAGUGCUCAUCUCCUUCUUCCUCCACAACGCCGGCCUCACCAUGGACAACUGCUGAGAAAGAACAUGACUUCGCUAGCCACCACACCACUCCGACAGGGUCUGCAGAUAUCCCAAUCUACAUCCUGGUACUGUGCACCCUGCUGGUUCUCAUCUUGCUUUUAGUCGCAAUUGCAGUGUUGAUCUUUAUCUCCAGAAGGAAAAGAAAAGGAUCAUCUGUGCAGAUGGCCAGGAAAACCAACCACUCAGAUUUGGAUUCAGAAAAGAAAGACGAGAUUGCUUAUGCCACCGUGACAAUAUCCACCCCAAACCAGCAUGCCAUCUACAGCAAUGUAGAGCAGCUCUCCAAGGCGACGGGCUCAGCCAGUCUCCCAGAGGAAACCCUGUACACGACGGUGAAAAGCAAGACAUAAGUGCGGACAGGAAAAGGACAGUUUUGCACUCGGCUCCUCUGUUUCUACCUGGAAAACUUCACAGGAACAGAUUGUAGAAGCAAUUCUGACCUAGACAAACUCCAACAACUGCUGUGGGUGCAGAACAGACAGACUUGCUCACAGUGGCUCUUGAAUCUCAACGUGUAAUCGCUUGGUUUAUAAUCUGGACAGGCAGCAGGCUGGAACAAAGCAGCUGUAAUCAUGCGCCAAGAAGAGAUUUCUGGCAGGCAGCUACUGAGAUUACAGACACUGAAACCACACAAGUGUCAUUCAGGAGAACAACGAAGAAAGUUUGUGCCUCUGUUGAACUGCACGCACCUUGUGCAAGAAGGGAACUUGCACAAGAAGGCACUGAGUGUUUGCAUUUAGCAUCGUAUUGGAAAAAACAGGUUUGCUCAGCUCAUGAAACAUGGACACUGGACAUUGUAGACAGGAGAUUACUCUGGGCUGAGUAAUGUACUCAACCCAGAGUAAGUAAAAUUUCUGAGUAAAUGUAAUUUUGGAGUCCAAACAAUGUUUCUUCUGGUCCUCGGAGGUUUGCAGACAGGGAAAGACCCCUAACACUGUUCUCUCCUCAGGCACUAAGCCACUCAAUACAGAUUGUUGUGAAUGCGGCCAAAGAGCAGCACAUCUAGAUCUUUAGUGGCUUGAUGGUAGAUGCUAUGUGGGUGAUGGACGAAAACUGCAGGAGAAAGAGCGCAGUUGUGCCCAUCGCUACUCCCACAAUAAAGGGAAUGGGAAACAGAUAAGGCACCAGGGACAGGGAAGGGGAAGGCUGCUUACUUUCUCACAGGGUUCGAGGUAAUUAAAACUACCAGGAUCUAGAAUCAAAUCAAGUCCGAGCUCAUAAGAAAACCUCAAAACCCACAGAGCUUAAUUUACCCUGGUUGAAUGCAUGGUGUUUCACUGGCACCUGCAGAGAGAAGGAGAGGUGCCGGGAAGCCAUGAGACCUUGGGGUGGGCUGCAUGCCUGUUUGGUUGGCAGGCCGGGCAUUAACAUGCCUGUUAAAGCUUCCUGUCCUAGGACCAUGUUUUCAAUUGCUUACGGCUGCCAAAGUUUAACCACUCAAGCUUAAGUUUUCCAUGUCUAGCAUCUACCUUAGACUGAAUUACUUCUGAAUGUUUUGGUCAAAACAGUUCAACAGCUGCUGAGAACAAGGCUGAGGGAAUAUAAAUUGUCCAGAUGCUUUUAGUUUGGAAAAGGAAAUUAGAAGGAGGUGCCUGGGUUGCUGACUACUGUCCUUUGCUUUUUCAGACAAUACAGCAUGGAAUACCUUUCCAUAAGAUGAUAAGUUCCCUUAUAAAGCAAGGGAGAUUCCUUGGCUCCAAAACCCUUUCUGGAGUGGAGUUGUACAAUUUCACUACUCGGAUGGAUUUGAAUUUGCUGUCUGAAUGUAUUAAUUGCCUACUAUACUCAUUAACUGCCAACAUUGUGCUUUAGCUUAGGUAAGCUGUCCCCUCUCUAACAAGGGGAUUCCAAGUCUCCUCCACAUUCAAGUCUCACAACUGUCCGAUCCAACUGACUUCACAAGUAACUUCCUUAGCUUGUUAUGGUUUGUUCUUCUGAAAUAAAAAAAACCC